AUGGCUUCGAGUCCUCCAUUCCUACUGGAGGAUCAGACUGAUGAGGAUUUCUUUGAUAAAUUGGUCGAUGACGAUGACGACGACGUUGGUCUCAAUAAGGUUACUGCCACUUCAUCCGCCCCCGUCUUCACUGACGGGGAUGAAUCUGAUGAGAUUAAGGCUUUUGCAAAUUUGAGUAUCAAUGAGACAGAUGAUAGCGAGUUGAAUGAUACUGACAAAAUGGUCGAGGGUGCGGAUGAUUCAGGUAUCAAAGUUGGGAGUGAGCCAAAUGGAGAGGUAAAAGAGGUUGAUGGCAAUGGUGGAGGGUUCGCUAUGGUGGAGCAAGCUGUUGUGCAUGGCAGUAAUGGUGCUUUGCAGCCCGCAACGUCAUUUGAUUUUGGUACUUUAGAGUCAUCAAACUCAUUUGACUUUGCUAGUGCUCUUGAGGGUAAUCAAGAGACUGUUGGCACUGAUGUUUUUUCUAAUGGCAAUUUGAGUGAGAGUGAUCACACUGGAGCAAAUGGUAUCAAGCAGGUGCAGUGGAGUGCCUUCAGUACUAGUGGGGAACAGAUGGAUAAUUCCGGGUUUGGAUCCUAUUCAGAUUUUUUUUCUGAUUUGGGUGAGAAUGCUGACCAAUCAAGCGGCAAUGUGGCUAAUGAUAUUGGUUAUGAGGCAACAACUGUUUCUGGAAAUGAAUUGCCUGAUUCCAAUUACUCGCAAAGAUAUGGGAGCAAUCAUGAUGGUGCUAACUCUGGCACUGAUAGUCAGCAGACUGCUGGGAUUCAGGAUCCGAAUAGCAUCGAAUACCUGGAGAGUCUUUAUCCUGGCUGGAAAAUCGAUCGAUCUACUGGUCAGUGGUAUAGUGUUGAUGACUAUAAUGCGGGUGCAAAUGUUCAAGCCGCUGCUGAUGCUAGUUUAUCUGGUGAUUGGGCUACUUCUGAUGGAAAGACUGAUGUUUCUUACCUUCAGAACAGUGUUCAGUCUGUUGCUGGGACAGUGAAUGCUGGUGAUACUACUGGCAGUGUAACUAACUGGAAUCAGGCACCGCAUGUGAAUGAUACUUCUGAUUGGAAUCAGGUGCCACAAGGGAAUGAAACAGGUGCCAGUAUAGUAGACUGGAAUCAGACACAGUCCGUAAAUCAUGUAUACCCACCUCAUAUGGUGUUUGAUCCUCAGUUCCCUGAUUGGUACUAUGAUACAAAUGAUGGGGAAUGGUAUAAGUUGGAUACGUACUUUGCCUCAUUGCAAUCAGCCUCUGAAACUCAAAAUAAAGUUACACAGAUGGAUAGUAGACCAUUUGAAUCGUUGCCUGGUAGCGAUUAUAAAAACCAAUCAGAUAUGUAUGGACAGGUUGCUACUUCACAGGGAUUUGGUGCUGAAACCCCACAUUACGAUGGGGCUCAAUCUUUCGGCCAUUACAAUCAGCAGGUGCAUCAGGAAGCCACUGUCACGGCUAGAUCUAGUUCAGAAUACAAGCUAUCUCAGCAAUCAGAGAACCAUUUUAGGCCAAACUUUGGUGGAAGCAUUAAUGCUCAGGAACAGUUAUCUGGUGGUUAUUGGGGAACACAGUCGUCUCAUGAGCAAGUAAGUGUUGGGCAGAAUCAGUAUUCUGGAGGCUCACAUAACUUGGUUAAUGCUAUGAACCUCACCCCGCAAUGGAUUCAGCCUAGGAAUGAGCAAAAGCAACAGAGUCGUGUUUCUGGUGAUAUUUUUCCUGUGCAGAAUUCAGUUAAUUUUUCCCAACAUGUUCAAGGUGCCUAUCAUUUCUCUCCUGCUAUGCAGCCUGGAAGGUCCUCUGAUGGACGUCCUCCAUGUGCACUGGUCACAUUUGGCUUUGGAGGAAAGCUUAUCGUUGCUAAAGGCAGUAACUUUGUUGGAACCUCAUCCUUCGAGGGCCAGAAUCCUAUUGGAAGCUCAAUAUCAGUUCUCAACUUCAUGGAUGUUGUUGCUGAUAAUGUUGAUGCAUCUGAUUAUCUACGUUCCCUUUGUCGGCAAUCCUUUCCUGGUCCACUUUCUGGUGGAAGUACUGCCGUUAACAAAUGGAUUGAUGAGAGGAUUAGCAGCACUGAGUCUCCUCAUAUAGGCCAUGAGAAAAGAGAGGUUUUGAAGUUGCUUUUAUCUUUGUUGAAAAUAUCAGUACAGUACCAGGGCAAACUUCGUUCCCCUUUUGGGGCAGAUGUGGUUUUGAAGGAGAAUGAGGCAGAAGCAGCUAUUGCAAAGCUUCUUGCAUCCCCCAAAUUGAAUGAUACACAAUUUAGCGGUUAUGGUCCUGUUGCCCACUGCCUGCAGCAGUUGCCUUCUGAAGGGCAAUUACGGGCCACUGCUGCGGAGGUUCAAAUUCUUCUAGUUUCGGGAAAGAAAAAAGAGGCUCUGAAAUGUGCACAAGAUGGUCAACUGUGGGGACCUGCACUUGUCCUUGCAGCACAGCUUGGAGAACAGUUCUAUGUUGAGACUGUUACGCAAAUGGCCCUUAAGCAGUUAGUACCAGGUUCACCAUUGAGAACAUUGUGCCUAUUGAUUGCUGCUCAACCGGCUGCUGUUUUUACCGCUGAUGACACAGCUAUUAACAGUGUGCCUGGUGGUGUUGCCAUCUUGGUGUGUUGCGGUGUUCUUGAUCUUGCUAUCCUCGGUGAAAAGGGAAUGCUUGAUGAUUGGAAGGAAAAUUUGGCCGUGAUAACUGCCAAUAGAACCAAAGAUGAUGAACUCGUGCUUAUACAUCUUGGGGAUUGCUUAUGGAAGGAAAACAGUGAUGUUUUUGCUGCGCACAUGUGUUAUCUAGUUGCAGAAGCAAAUUUCGAGCCUUACUCAGAUAUAGCAAGACUCUGUCUUAUUGGUGCAGAUCAUUGGAAAUUUCCUCGAACUUAUGCAAGUCCAGAGGCUAUUCAGAGAACGGAGGUCUAUGAGUACUCCAAGGUACUUGGAAAUCCACAGUUCAUCCUUCUUCCGUUUCAACCAUAUAAGCUUGUGUAUGCGCACAUGUUAGUUGAAGUUGGCAGGGUGUCAGAUGCUCUAAAAUAUUGUCAAGCAGUACUAAAAGCACUAAAAAAUGGCCGAUCUCCUGAGGUAGAGACAUUGAGGCAAGUAGCUACCUCUUUAGAGGACAGGAUUAAAAGUCACCAACAGGGAGGUUUCUCCAUGAAUUUGGUUUCUGGAAAAUUGGGUAAAAUUUUCAACUUCAUUGAUUCUACUGCUCAUCGCGUUGUGGGGCUGCCUCCCGCUCCUUCACAAUCUAUUGGCAAUGUGCCAAGUACUGAAAGUCAUUUUCAAACGGGAGCUAGAGUAUCAACAAGUCAGUCAACGAUGGCAAUGUCUUCGUUGAUGCCUUCUGCAGUGGAACCCAGUAAUGGAUGGACAGAUAGUAAUAAAAGGUCCAUGCACAAUAGAAGUGUUUCGGAGCCUGAUUUUGGCAGAUCUCCCAGACAGGAUCAGGUUGAUGGAUCAACAGAAACAAGUGCUUCAAGCACACAGGGCGAAACAUCAAGUGCGGGAAAUUCGCGGUUUCGCCGUUUUGGCUCCCAGAUUUUCCAGAAGCUUUUAACCCCAAGAGGUGGUCGUCAGGCAAAGCUGGGCGACGAGAAUAAGUUUUAUUUUGACCAGAACCUCAAAAUGUGGGUUGAGAAAGGUGCUGAACCCCCAUCAAUGGAAACAGCACCACCUCCUCUGCCAACUUCAACUUUCCAGAAUGGGACAUCAGAUUACAACCUUAAAACUGCAUUAAAAAGUGAAGGUCCACCCAGCAACGGGAGCCCAGAAUAUAAGACCCCACCGUUGGAUCCGGGUGUAGGAAUACCGCCACUUCCACCCACAACCAAUCAGUACUCGGCACGUUCUCGGGUGGGGGUUCGGUCUAGGUAUGUUGACACAUUUAACAAGGGUGGCGGGAACCAAACUAACUUGUACCAGUCCCCUCCUGUAUCGUCAAUUAAGCCUUCCAUCAGUGCCAAUGCAAAUGCAAACGGAAAGUUUUUUGUUCCUGCACCAGUAUCCUCUAAUGUAGAUACAACUGAAAGCCAUACUGAGAGCGUACAAAAUGGUCAUAACAUUACUGAAAACCCCUCGAUCUCUAGUGCGGAGGUUCCGUUCCAGUCACCUCCACCUUCAUCCUCGACGAAUAUGCAGAGAUUUGGAAGCAUGAAUAGCAUUUCGUCUAUGAAGGCAGCAAAUCCUAAUGGACGGUUUGCAUCAAACUCACGACGCACAGCGUCAUGGAGUGGAGGUAGUUUUCCGGGAAGCUUUAGUCCGGAGAUUGCUGGUGGUGCUGAUGCCAGACCUUUAGCGGAGGUAUUAAAGAUGUCCCGACCAGCAAUGCGUUCUCCAGGCGCUUCUACAUUGAUGCACUCGUCUGGAAGCGGUGGGAGCUUUGGUGAUGAACUUCAGGAUGUAGAUCUUUGA
Oldenlandia corymbosa var. corymbosa is the source of this 4371-nucleotide messenger RNA. Lineage: Eukaryota; Viridiplantae; Streptophyta; Magnoliopsida; Gentianales; Rubiaceae. The record is from the annotation of a GenBank genome assembly.